This is a messenger RNA of Trichomonas vaginalis G3, 1746 nucleotides long. RefSeq names its product intramolecular oxidoreductase activity, transposing S-S bonds. The record is from RefSeq and is a predicted model, not a curated record. The transcript has a single exon. The coding region runs from base 1 to 1746 and encodes 581 amino acids. NCBI's taxonomy places the organism in Eukaryota, Parabasalia, Trichomonadida, Trichomonadidae.
AUGUUUUCGUUUCUUUUUAGUCUUUGUUUAAGUGAAGAUCAUUACAUUUCAUUUAAUGACACUUCACAGCCUUUUGUUCCAACAGUUACUGAGCACAAGAUGUGGAGUAUUGUUAAUACAACAGAUUUUGUCGCUGUUUUAGUUGCUCCAUCAAACAAAUUCGAAAUUAUCCAACAGCACAUUGCAUUUUCAGGAGCAAGCUCCCUUUUCAUGAACAAUGGUCCAUUUUUAUACGUUGAUGCAACAAAUCCACUCAAAUUAACACAAAAGUAUCUUGUUACACCACCAGCUUUAUUCCUUUUCAAGAACCACUCAUUGUGGUUAGCAUGCCCUUAUCCAAUGAACGAAGUUUCACUCUUAUUUACUCUUAAAAGAUUCUUCUCACAAACAGUCGAUACAGUUGAUGAAAUGAAGGACUUAUAUGCUACACUUGGCUGUUACAGAUUCAGUUUGAUUACAUCUCCAGAUCUUCUCGAAAAAACUUUGGAUCUCAGAUUCAAAGUUGCUCCAUACUUAGGUGCUAUGGACGUCAUUGUCACCUCCAGGAAGAACAUGAACUUGUUAAACGUCUCAGCGCUCGAAAUUUGCCUCUUCAGACUCGAAGAUCACGCUUUACAGCCAUUUGAGCCAGAUUUCAACGCUUUCUUUGAAGUGGCCGAACCAGUCUUCAAGCAAUAUAUCUACGACGACCUCGUAAACUCUCCGAAAACCAUUGUAGCCAUGAUGUCCGACGAAUUGAUCACAGAACAAGAGGAAUACCUAUACGAUAUGGCUCUUAAAUAUCCUUCCCUACAAUUUGGAUUCCUUUCCAGGGACUUACGAUUCGUUGCUGAGCGCGCUUGUUUAUUGUCUUUCCAAGAUGGAGACAACUUCAUCGCUUUCGACCCUGUUUACCAAGGAUUCUAUCCAAACGAAAAAUACAAGAGCUACUGCUUCCAAUAUCCUUUCUCAAGAGGAGAUUAUAACAGAUCAUUUACAAAUUACUUCGACGAGAUCGUUUCCGGCAAGCUAAAGAUCCAGUACCAUUGCGAGAACCUUACGGAAGAAGAUGAAUCAGGUUUGGUCAAGAAAUUAAACGCAAAUAAUUACGAACACUUUUUGAGGAACCGCGUGGCCGAUUUAGUGGUCCUUUACUUAAGAACGACGUUAGACGAUAACUCUUAUUACAUAAACCUCUUAAAUUUGGCCGCAGAAAAAUUAAAGGAAAAUAACGUCACAAACGUCAGAUUCGCUUACAUUAAUACGUUCAAUAAUACGGGACAAUACCAUUACCCACAUAUCCUUGAGUAUCCAUCGCUCAGAUUCUAUCCGCAUCAAAAUCAAUCUGAAUCUAUAGUUUUUGCCCAUGAUUGGUCAUCAGACGACAUCGCACGAUUUAUUUGUCGUUGCACAAGGCCACCGAUCAAAGAUGACUUCCUUCCACGCAAAGAUGAAAAAGAAUUUAAGAGUGAAGCGGGCAGAUUCGUCAAAUACAUGUAUUCAUACAACAAAAGAGACUCAGACAGACUCACAGAGUACUUCCGCAAGAUGUGGCUCGAAUUAGAUAUCCCUGUAGGCAUAAAACUCGAAAAUGAAGCAUUUCCAAGGGAUGAUCCUCAAUUGAAGGAGAUGGAAGUACAGGGUGAGGAAAUAGAAGGAUGGGAUAAUGCUGAUGAUGACCCAUUGAAGAAGAAAAAACAAGAAAAACCAAUUGAAGAUAUUAAAAAGGAAUUUGAAAACAUAGAUGCACCAAAUAAAGAACUUUAA